Messenger RNA from Manis javanica (Malayan pangolin), 6980 nucleotides. It is a transcript of the gene ITGA10, whose product is annotated as integrin subunit alpha 10. Gene Ontology annotation, molecular function: integrin binding. Gene Ontology annotation, cellular component: external side of plasma membrane; integrin complex. NCBI's taxonomy places the organism in Eukaryota, Metazoa, Chordata, Mammalia, Pholidota, Manidae. Gene Ontology annotation, biological process: integrin-mediated signaling pathway; cell-cell adhesion; cell adhesion mediated by integrin. The record is from RefSeq and is a predicted model, not a curated record.
GGGAGAGUAAAGAAAACAGAAGAGGAGAGGGACACAAGCACAGAGGACUUCUCACCCAGACAGAGAACAACCAGGCAUGGAGUUCCUCACCCCUCACCUGUUCUUACCCCUGAUGUUCCUGACAGGUCUCUGCUCCCCCUUUAACCUGGAUGUGCAUCGCCCACGACUAUUCCCAGGGCCACGGGAGGCUGAAUUUGGAUACAGCGUCUUACAAUAUAUUGGGAGUGGACAACGAUGGAUGCUGGUGGGCGCCCCCUGGGAUGGGCCUUCAGGUGACCGAAGGGGGGAUGUUUAUCGCUGUCCUGUAGGGGGACCCCACAAUGCCCCAUGCAUCAAGGGCCACUUGGGUGACUAUCCACUGGGAAAUUCAUCUCACCCUGCUGUGAAUAUGCACCUGGGGAUGUCUCUACUAGAGACAGAUGGUGACGGGGGAUUCAUGGCUUGUGCCCCUCUCUGGUCUCGUGCUUGUGGCUCCUCUGUCUUCAGUUCUGGGAUAUGUACCCAUGUAGGUGCUUCAUUCCAGCCUCAAGGAAGUCUGGCACCCACCACACAACGCUGCCCCACAUACAUGGAUGUUGUCAUUGUCUUGGAUGGCUCCAACAGCAUCUACCCCUGGUCUGAAGUUCAGACUUUCCUACGAAGACUAGUAGGAAGGCUGUUUAUUGACCCAGAGCAGAUACAGGUGGGACUGGUACAGUAUGGGGAGAGCCCUGUAUAUGAGUGGUCCCUGGGAGAUUUCCGAACCAGGGAAGAAGUGAUGAGGGCAGCAAGGAACCUGAGUCGGCGGGAGGGACGAGAAACAAGGACUGCCCAAGCAAUCAAGGUGGCCUGCACAGAAGGAUUUAGUCAAUCCCAUGGAGGCCGACCAGAGGCUGCCAGAUUACUGGUGGUUGUCACUGAUGGAGAAUCACAUGAUGGAGAGGAGCUUCCCACAGCACUAAAGGCCUGUGAAGCUGGAAGAGUGACACGCUAUGGGAUUGCAGUCCUUGGUCACUAUCUCCGGCGGCAGCGAGAUCCUAGCUCUUUCCUGCAGGAAAUCAGAGCUAUUGCUAGUGAUCCAGAUGAGAGAUUCUUCUUCAAUGUCACAGAUGAAGCUGCAUUGACUGAUAUUGUGGAUGCACUAGGAGACAGGAUUUUUGGCCUCGAGGGAUCCCAUGGAGAAAAUGAGAGCUCCUUUGGACUGGAAAUGUCUCAGAUUGGUUUUUCUACACAUCGACUAAAGGAUGGGAUUCUCUUUGGGAUGGUGGGGGCCUAUGACUGGGGUGGCUCAGUGUUAUGGCUUGAAAAAGGUCAUCGCCUCUUCCCCCAACGGACGGCCCUGGAAGAUGAAUUCCCCACUGAAUUGCAGAACCAUGCAGCCUACCUGGGUUACUCGGUUUCCUCCAUGCUUUUGCGGGGUGGGCACCGCCUCCUUCUCUCAGGGGCUCCUCGGUUUAGACAUCGAGGAAAGGUCAUCGCCUUCCAGCUUAAGAAAGAUGGAGCUGUGAGGGUCGCCCAGAGCCUCCAGGGGGAGCAGAUUGGCUCAUACUUUGGCAGUGAACUUUGCCCAUUGGAUACGGAUGGGGAUGGAACAACCAAUGUCUUACUUGUGGCUGCCCCCAUGUUCCUGGGACCCCAGAAUAAGGAAACAGGACGUGUUUAUGUGUAUUUGGUGAGCCAGCAGUCCUUGCUGACACUCCAGGGAACACUUCAGCCAGAACCUCCCCAGGAUGCUCGGUUUGGCUUUGCCAUGGGUGCCCUUCCUGAUCUGAACCAAGACGGUUUUGCUGAUGUGGCUGUGGGGGCACCCCUGGAGGACGUGCACCGUGGAGCACUGUACCUGUAUCAUGGGACCCAGAGUGGAGUCAAGCCCCAUCCUGCCCAGCGGAUUGCUGCAGUUUCCAUGCCACAGGCCCUCAGCUACUUUGGCCGAAGUGUGGAUGGCCGGCUCGAUCUGGAUGGAGAUGACCUGGUGGAUGUGGCUGUGGGUGCCCAGGGAGCAGCCAUCCUGCUCAGCUCCCGGCCCAUUGUCCACCUGGCCCCUUCACUGGAUGUGACCCCUUCGGCCAUCAGUGUGGUUCAGAGCAACUGCAGGUGGCGAGGCCAGGAGGCAGCCUGCCUAUCUGCAGCCCUUUGCUUCCAAGUGACCUCCCACACUCCUGGCCACUGGGAUCGCAGAUUCUAUAUGCGGUUCACAGCAUCACUGGAUGAGUGGACAGCUGGGGCACGUGCAGCAUUUGAUGGCUCUGGCCAGAGGCUAUCCCUUUGGAGGCUCCAGCUUAGUGUGGGGAAUGUCACUUGCAAGCAGCUGCACUUCCAUGUGCUGGAUAUGUCAGAUUACCUCCGACCAGUGUCCUUGACUGUGACCUUUGCGUUGGAUGACACCACAAAGCCAGGGCCUGUGCUGAGUGAGGGCUCAUCCACCUCCAUACGGAAGCUGGUCCCCUUCUCGAAAGACUGUGGCCCUGACAAUGAAUGUGUCACAGACCUGGUGCUUCAAGCUGACAUGAACAUCAGAGGCUCCAGGAAGCACCCGUUCGUGGUUCGAGGCAGUCGGCACAAAGUGCUGGUGUCAGCAACUCUGGAGAACAGGAAAGAAAAUGCCUAUAACACCAGCCUGCACCUCAGCUUCUCCAGAAACCUCCACCUGGCCAGCUUCAUUCCGCAGAGGGACAGUCCAGUGAAGGUGGAAUGUGCAGCCCCUUCCUCUCAUGCCCGGUUUUGCAGUGUGGGGCACCCUGUCUUUCAGACUGGAGCCAAGGUGACCUUUCUCCUAGGGUUUGAGUUUAGCUGCUCCUCUCUCCUGAACCAGGUCCUUGUCAGGCUGACUGCCACCAGCAAUAGUCUGGAGAGAAAUGGGACCCUUCAGGAUAACACAAUCCAGACCUCAGCCUUCAUCCAAUAUGAACCUCACCUCCUGUUCUCUAGUGAGUCCACUUUGCAUCGCUAUGAGAUUCACCCAUAUGAGACUCUCCCAGUGGGACCUGAAUUCAAAACCACUCUUAGGGUUCAGAACCUAGGCUGCUAUCUGGUCAGUGGCCUCAUCAUCUCAGCUCUCCUUCCGGCUGUGGCCCAGGGGGGAAAUUACUUCCUGUCACUGUCUCAAGUCAUCACUAAUAAUGCAAGCUGCAUAGUACAGAACCUGACCGAGCCCCUGGGGCUCCCUGUGCAUCCGGAGGAGCUUCAGCACAUAAGCAGACUGAAUGGGAGCAAUACUUGGUGUCAGGUGGUGAGGUGCCACCUUGAGCAACUGGCAAAGGGGACUGAGGUCUCUGUUGGACUACUGAGGCUGGUUCACAAUGAAUUUUUCCGGAGGGCCAAAUUCAAGUCUUUGACAGUGGUCAGCACCUUUGAGCUGGAAACUGAGGAGGGCAGUGUCCUACAGCUGACUGAACCUUUUUGUUGGAGUGAGAGCCUCUUGGAGGUGAUUCAGACCCACCCUGCCCUCAUUUCCCUGUGGAUCCUCAUUGGCAGUGUCCUGGGAGGGCUGCUCCUGUUUGCUCUCCUUGUCUUCUGCCUUUGGAAGCUUGGCUUCUUUGCCCGCAAGAAAAUCCCUGAGGAAGAAAAAAGGGAAGAAAAAUUGGAGUAAUGAAUGUAGAAUAAAGCCCGAAAGUCUUUCCUGGAAGCUUCUCCAAAAGACUUGCAUAAGAGUGGAGGUUUGGGGGCUCAGGUGGGAUAAGAAGAAGCCUCUGGACUAUUUCCCCAGACCUGCAACCUGACUUGACUUUUAAAGUCAUGAGGAUGCUGCUAGCGGGAUAUGAGGUCUUACCUCAGACAAGGUCUGGCACCAAGACUAGGAACAGUCCCACCCUGUGUGCUUCCCUCCUCAUAAUUCUGGUUCCAUAGCCAACAUUAAGGCCUUGGUUUGGGGCAUUUUUUCCCUAUCUCCCAGGAAUCAAAAAUUUUUUGCCUAGGCCUCUGACUCCUUUCAAAUUCCCUUUACAUUCUCCUUCACAGUUUGGAAAGGAUGAGGGUUAUCUUCCUCCAUUUGUCGCCUCUCACCUUCCUGUCUGCUCCUUGCUCCAUAGAAGGGAGCUGACGUUGGCUCAAAAGGAGUAAAGUCAACAUCUGCUGCUUUCCUGUGGAGUCUGGUGAUUCAGAGAGCAGGAUGGGGAGAGUCAACAGGAAAAAAGGAGGGAGGAGGAAAAGCCACAAGAGACAUUCUGUACAAUUCCAAGGAACAGAGAAGCCUUUAGACAGGCAACUGCCAUCCCGCUGAAACCUGAGAUUUCGUGGUGCACUCGCCCGCCCUCAGGUGCUGGUGAAACAGAGCCACCCCCAGGCCUGCUGAGCUAGGAUUUCCCAGCUUCAGCCUUCCCUGGGAGCAGAGCCAGGGCCUAGUGCCCGAUUCUCUGGAGCCAGGGGCCCUCACGUGGCUAGAGCUGGAAUAGCAGAGACGACUGGCUACUCCUGGCAGUGUUUUCUCCCCAGGGCUCACACACUCUUGAGCCCUUCUUAUGAGAAAACUAGAUAGAAGGGAGGGGAUUGCUGCUUGACCCUGGGAAACCCUUUCACCUUACCAGCUUUGGGAAGCAGCAGCCCCACAAGGUCUGAAUGAGAGGGGUCUGCAUUAAGGAAGAAGCUAAGUGGGUGGCAGGAGGUCUCUGGGGAGUAAGCCGUUACUUGCUCAGCACUGACUUUGUAGCACAAAUGGCUUCUAAGAAAAUGUUUCUGGGGCAAAUGCAAUCAUACCUUGUAGGAGUUCUUUGGUGGAAUCAGUUUGCCAGCCCUUGCCUAAUUUUUUGGACAUAUUUUGCCUGAUGUUUACUGGACAGUCCCAAGUUAAUUUCUAUCUCUGGAUCACCAUUCCCCUUCUCUGCUGUCCCCCUUCCCCCACUAUUUGGUUAUGGCCAGUAAAGAGAAUUGGAUUCUCAUCAACAACUGGGUAGCUUAUAUUUCUUUGCAAUCAAGACUUUGGAGACCAAAAUAGUUAUUGGUCUCCGAAGUACAGCUCUGACAGCCCUCUGAAGAAUUAGCACCUAUUUAGAGCUGAGAAGAGAGGAGACCUGGUUUGAGCAGUUGAUAGCAACCACAGAACCUGCCCUCCAAACCUGGCCACAAUGUUUAUUUUUUGGCAUGUCUCUGGCCUUGUGCAGAGGGCAUUGUCUCUGUUUCCCCACAGGGUGGACAGUAUGUCAGAUAGUCAAAACAAACAAAGUUAGUAUCAAAUGACUUCUGGCUCUGUUUGAGUUCCCUGGGUUAUGGACUGCUCAGGAAUGGUGAGACCUUGGGUGAGACGUGGGUCAUUGGUUCACCCGAGACCUUAUACAGUUGAGUCCCUGAAAGGCAAGGUUAUGAAGUAUUUGAGGUGUUUUCUGUGACUCUCUCACUGGAGAUGUGCUCUAGCCUCCUGCAAUACUAAACCUACUUAAGUGAUCAUAGAGUAUAAAAUGUGUAGGUUUGGGAAGCACAUAAACCUAGACUGAGAUCCCAGGUCUGCCAUUCAUUAGCCUUGUGGCCUUGGGAAGUCGUAAUUACCCCAAGGCUCAGCUAACAAUAAAAGGCUGUGUAGUACAGUGAUGAAAAAAUGCAGACAGACUUGGGUUUAAAUCUAAAUUAUACCACUUAAAACCUGUUUGACCUUGUACAGAUUUAAACUUCUCUGACUUGGCUUUCUUGUCUUUAAAUUUACUAGGAUUGUGAGGACUAAGUGAGAUAAUUCAAGUAAAGCGAUCAUUUAGUAAGUACUCAAUAAAUGGUAACUAUCCUUGAAAAUAUUCUGAUAUAAAAUAAUCUGCCCUACUGUGUGUUGUGAGGAUUAAGUGAGACAGUGUAUUGAAGUAUCAGGUGGUGCUACUGCCCUGUGACCCACGUCCCCUUCACAGACCCUGGAGAGUUGUUUCUUUCUCUGUGUGCUUGUCUCCUUCCCUAAUUCUUAUCCUCUGCCUCAUCCCGGUUGAAAUAAGCCCUCAUGCCCACUAAGGCAAUAAUUAGCUAAUUAACUUAAGGUUCUGAUGAUAGAAAUCAAAUCUAUUGUUUUAGUAUUCUCAAGAACAUGUGCACUUAAGCAAUGGUCUUCUAGAAACUAUGUCUCUGCCUGUUUCCUACCCCUGAGAAUGGUGGCCUAUCUGGCCUAUUAGGCAGGGAGAACCAUUCUGUAGCAUGCUGGUGAGUUAUUUCGAGGAGGAGAUUGUGGUGCUGGGCAGAGUGUGGGUUUUGCAGGACCUGCAACUUGAGGAACAAAACCUGAAGGAACAACAACCUGGGGAACAAAACCCCCAAAGGAAGAUGGAUUUUCUUGAGUGCCGGUUCCCCUAAUUCUUUAUCCAUAGGACUAAAAGAGCACGUUUAGUUUUUUUCUCCUUCUAGAGAUCCCUCUCCUCUUUAUCCCUCAGCACCAAAGUAGGACUUUCUUUAACCCCAACCUGUUCUUCAGUAAGUCUCUUCCUUUGGAGCAGAGCCAGUUUGAGAAGCAACUCUACUAACAACAGGCUCUCCCCAAAUGUGUGAGUGUUCUUCUCUUUGUCGCUCCUUCAUUCCUUCCUUCAAUCUUUCAUUCACUCACUUAGCAGACAUGAAGCGCCUAAUAUGUGCCAUGCAAUGGGAAUAAUAUAAAAUACAACUCCUACCAUUUAAAAGAGCCCAGUCUACUAGGGGAUACAGGUAAAUGAAUGGCAAAUUAUUCGCUAGCGGAAGGUAGGUGGUUGCUAUACAACACGGAAGUAUUAGAAGUGUGUCAAACGUUAAGAAGCACACUUUUUGGGGGUGGGGGAGCAGGGUUUUAAGGGAAAACUUUACAGAAAAAAAAAAUUUGGCUUGAGGGGCCACCAAGUAUGAGAGGAGGCAUUCCAGGGAGGAGUAAUCACCAGCGGGGACGGGAAUUGUAGUAAAUUAGAACAGCCUGAGCAGGGGGCUAUUUAUGAAAGCGGUGAGGGAUAAGACUGGAGAAGGCAGGGUGCAGCUCCUGAAGAGCCUGGUAAACUACUUGGAACUUUAUCCAGCAGACUUUCAUAGGCAUUUGCGUGGGCUCACUUUGGCCGCAAAAAAAAAAAAAAAAAAAA